AUGGAUGCUUCUCUAUGUGCAUUGUGCAAGUCUCUGGCAAGUGAUCAUUGUCCGAAUUCAUGCCUUCCGUUAUCUGAAAAGAAUGGUCUUUCCAUGUUUCCACACAAGGCACUGACUACCAGUUCAGUGUCAAUGAAUAGGAUUCUUUGUGCUUCCUCAGGACAUUCAACGCCUCCAGAGGCAAGAAAUCCAGCACCUUUAGAGGAAUCUGUACCAGGUCUUAUUGGCGAAAUAGAGUGUAGUCGAGAUGCCCUAUCCGAGGUUGUGCCUUCCAUUGGUCAGCUUAAUACACCUAUCUGUGAAAGAAAUGUUGAUGAGGCCUGUGAUAUGUCGUCCAUUCCAGAAGUAAGAAAACAAAACACUUCAUCUCUUAGAAACCAGCAGAUACAGGAAAGACCGUUCUUUAUCAAGGCAGUCAGGGUGAAGAAAGGCAUUUCCAAGAACAAAAUGGGGGCAAUACACCCUAAAGCAAAAGCUCAGGGGAAAAUUGAUGCCUCUAAUAAUGUGCAAAUUCAGUUGAAGGAAAACAAUAAUUCAACUGGUAAAGAAAUUGUUUGUGCUUUGACUCAACAGGUGUCAGGAGGGACAAGUAGCGGAGAUACUGAAGGUGUUAACUUUAAGAAAUUGGCUACAAAGGAAGGUUCUGGUCUGUUGGAUAAAGAGCUGUCUCCUAUGAUCAACAGGGAUGGGAGCAAAGUGGAUGAGAGGUCAAGCAUGCUACGUCCACAGAAUGCCAAGAGCUCAGAGUUUAUCACGGACAGCAUACAAUCGAGGACCUCCUCCUUUUCUGGGAGAUUCUCUCAAAUCUCUGAUUAUCAGGUUCCUUUUGUUAAGAGAUCACCUGUAUGGGCUAUAUUUGAUGCAUGGGAUGUGUUUAAGAAGGUACCGCAGCAACCACAUUUUCGUCCACUUAUGGAAUUUUCGCCAGCAUUGCGUGAAGGAAUUUGUAUAGGUCUGAUGACCACAUUUGCCAGCACAGUGAAGGAUAUAAGCGAAUCAAGCAUAGCAGAUAACAUUGCAUCAUUUAAAGAGAAGAUCACUACGCUUUGCCAUCUGGAGGAACAUGGAUUUGAUGUUCAGUUUUUGCGGUGUAGCCUGGUUAAACUGAUCCAAAUCAAAUCUGAUCAUACUAGUUACCUCACAGAAAAAGACCAACUGAAAGCACAGUUGCUGGAGAAGGCAGCUUGUCUAUCCCGAAUUGAUGAGCAACUUGACAAGAAGGAACAAGCUAUGGCUAGGCUUGAGGAGGAACUUGGGCGUGCUCGCUGGGAAACGCAUAAGAUAGCUAAGGAGAGAGCAUGA
This is a messenger RNA of Panicum virgatum (switchgrass), 1302 nucleotides long. RefSeq lists its product as uncharacterized. The transcript has 6 exons. Bases 1 to 1302 code for a protein of 433 amino acids. NCBI's taxonomy places the organism in Eukaryota, Viridiplantae, Streptophyta, Magnoliopsida, Poales, Poaceae. The record is from RefSeq and is a predicted model, not a curated record.